This is a messenger RNA of Cladocopium goreaui, 738 nucleotides long. Lineage: Eukaryota; Dinophyceae; Suessiales; Symbiodiniaceae. The record is from the annotation of a GenBank genome assembly.
GCCGCCAUGGCAACAGACAGGAUGCCCAAAGAGGCAAAACCCUGCCACGGGCGAUGUUUCAGGUUGAUCCUGUUGCUAAGCAUUGCCUGCAGCGGCAAUGGACACGUUCAGAGGUCAUGGGUGCAGAGACGGAUGCUGGCCGUGUUGCCCUUGGCCAUCGGCAGUCCAUCUGCCAUGGCUUUUGAGAACCGGAUCUUUUUGGCCAAGGGUCCCAAGACUCCUGGACCCCAACCAGCAGGUGUUGGCAAAGGCCAAAUCCAGGAGUGUGGUGUUGCACCCAACUGCUUCUCUUCGACAUCCAGUGAUGAGCAUUAUCUCAAGCCAUGGAGCUAUCCGUCUGGUGGUAAAGCACAGGCGAUGGCUGAUUUGGAGAAGGUGAUCAAAUUGUACCCACCUGGCCAGCAGGACGUAGAUGGAGGUGGCUUUCAGAUUCAAAACCUCGAUGAAAAGGGAUAUGUCUACGUGCAAUUUGAAUCUUUGAAGCGCGGUUACAUUGAUGACGUGGAGUUCCUGGUGAAGCCCACCAAUGGAGAUUCCGGUGAAGUGUUGGUGAGAUCCGCCAGCCGUUUGGGAUACCUGGAUCUAGGGGUCAAUGCCAAGCGGUUGAAUUGGUUAUCACAGAAGCUCAGAGACCUCGGGUGGACGGCUCCAAAGAUUACGGCUGAGCUGUUCCCCAGGUAUGUGAGCGAAAAUCGCUGAGCCCCCGGGCCCAUUUGAAUCCGGGCGAACGGAAAACAA